AUAUUGAACGGUGGUCAACUCCUCUCCAGCACGCCUCACACUGAUUGGCACUGCGCGCGCUGACAAGUGCGGCACGACAUCGUUCAGUCCAAUAGAAAAGCGAAACUCUGAACCCCCCACUUUCCAGCCGCUCCGCUCGAGUCCAGCGGGCUGAUGGAGGCCGGAUAUCAGCACCACAGCCAGACCUGCUGAAGAACCCGCGCGUUUCUUCUACUUUUCUUCAACUUCCCCCCCUCUCUCUCUCUCUCGCUCUGUCUCUGUCACUCUCUCUCUCUCCAAUGGUGUUCCGUUCCCCUUUGGAGCUCUACCCGACUCCCCUGCUCGUCCCGGGCUUUGCCGACGGCCCAGCGCUGCUGGCUGCCCGUGCGCGCUCCCCUGACGCGCGCGCUGCCGCGCUGCCCCCUCCUCCGGCGCUGCCCGCGCUGAGCUUCACAGCCGAGCAGGUGGCGGGCGUGUGCGAGACCCUCGAGGAGACGGGCGACGUGGAGCGCCUGGGACGCUUCCUCUGGUCGCUGCCCGUGGCGCCGCCGGGCGCGUGCGAGGCGUUGGACAAGCACGAGGCCAUCCAGCGCGCGCGCGCCGUCGUUGCUUACCACACAGGCAGCUUCCGCGAGCUCUACCGUAUCCUGGAGAGCCACCGCUUCACCAAGGAGUCGCACGGCAAGCUGCAGGCCAUGUGGCUCGAGGCGCACUACCAGGAGGCCGAGAAGCUGCGCGGGAGGCCGCUCGGACCAGUCGACAAGUACCGCGUGCGCAAGAAGUUCCCGCUGCCUCGCACCAUCUGGGACGGCGAGCAGAAGACGCACUGCUUCAAGGAGCGCACGCGCGGCCUGUUGCGAGAGUGGUACCUGCAGGACCCCUACCCCAACCCCAGCAAGAAGAGGGAGCUCGCCCAGGCCACGGGGCUCACGCCCACGCAGGUGGGCAACUGGUUCAAGAACCGGAGGCAGAGGGACCGCGCGGCUGCAGCCAAGAACAGGCUGCAGCACCACGGCUUAUCGCAGAGCGGUCUGCGGGGUCUGUCCGACCCGAACCCGGGUCCUGCAGAAGCCGCGAGCCCCAGCGCGAGCGUGUCCAGCAGCGCGGAGCGCGCGGACGGGGCCACAGUGCUCUCCGUUACGGACAGUGACUCGGACUUCGACGUAUGAUGCUGAGCGCGCGCGGGGAAAUAAUACUGGACCUGCAAACAUUCAAACAAACAAACAAACUAACAGACAGACAGAAAAACAAAAACGAAAAGGGCCACAUGGGUGCAGCAGGGGUGCGCGCGCUCACUGCUGUCGCUCAGAUGGAGGAACUGGGCGCGCUUGCUUUUCCAGGGACUCGCGCUCCCGUCCCUCUCUUUCAUCUCCGGUCCGUUUUAUUUUUACUGCAUGUUCGUUUGUGAAUAUUUUUGGGACGUUUUUUGAAGAGGCACUAUAAGGACGGAGCGGGAGAGUCUCGGGCUCUCAUCUGCUCCCUCCAACCCCCUGUCUGAAAGCCGCAAAGCGGACACUUCCCCUCCCUCCCUCUCUCUCUCUCUCUCUCUCUCUCUCUGUAUCCUGCAGACAAUCGUGGAAGUCAAAAAGCACCUUUACUCCUCUUCUUUGACUCGACGGCAGAUGUUCAAAGUUGGACUUUAUCUCCAGAUUUUCUAUUGAAUGCUCAGUGUCUGAUGCGUUUUUACCCCUCCCUCCCUCCCUCUCUCUCUCUCUCUCUCUCUCUCUCUCUCUCUCUCUCUCUCUCUCUCUCUCUCUCUCUCGGCUCUGUGUGCUCGUGUAAUCCUGCAGCUAGGCCAUCCUGCAAAACUGCCUCCCUUACUUUGUGUCCAUAAGAUGUCUAAGUGUCUGUAAAGUGCUUUGAGAUUUUUAAUGUCUGUUCAUUUGAUUGAUUUUAUACUGUAAAUGACGCUGAAAACGCGCUGUGAUGGGUCACUUUUAUGCAAAUAAAUAUAAUUUAAUAUAA
Molecule: messenger RNA, 1944 nt
Organism: Pygocentrus nattereri (red-bellied piranha)
Lineage: Eukaryota; Metazoa; Chordata; Actinopteri; Characiformes; Serrasalmidae
Gene: six3b
Product: SIX homeobox 3b
Exons: 2
Coding region: 279-1148 (289 amino acids)
Biological process (GO): regulation of transcription by RNA polymerase II
Cellular component (GO): transcription regulator complex; nucleus
Molecular function (GO): DNA-binding transcription factor activity, RNA polymerase II-specific; RNA polymerase II cis-regulatory region sequence-specific DNA binding
Source: RefSeq, a predicted model, not a curated record